Closterium sp. Naga37s-1 is the source of this 807-nucleotide messenger RNA. Lineage: Eukaryota; Viridiplantae; Streptophyta; Zygnematophyceae; Desmidiales; Closteriaceae. The record is from the annotation of a GenBank genome assembly.
AUGCCUGCAUGCGGACAGGGGACGAUGAUGCGGACAGGGGACGGCGAGGGCAGGGGACGGCGAGGGGAGGGGGCGGCGAGGGAAGGGGGCGGCGAGGAAAAGGGGAGAUGGGGUUACGAUAUCCUGGGAGGUCCCUGUGGGAGAGCGAUGAUGUUAGGGGGGCAGCAGCGAGGAUUCCAGGCCAUGCGUGCAUGUGGGAAGAAGGCGAGCGAGGGUAUGGACGUGAAAAGAAGAUGGGACAGGGGAAGAUGCGGACAGGGGAAGAUGCGGACAGGGGAAGAUGCGGGGACAGGGGAAACAGGGGCAGGGGGGGAUAUAAGAGAUGGGCAGGGGGAAACGGGGGCAGGGGGGGAUAUAAGAGAUGGGCAGGGGGAAACGGGGGCAGGGGAAGAUGAGGGCAGGGGAAGGGGAGGGCAGGGGAAGGCGCGGAAGGGGAAGGCGCGGGCAGGGAAAGGCGCGGGAAGGGGAAGGCGCGGGCAGGGAAAGGCGAAGGCAGGGGAAGGCAGGAGGAAGGAAAGCGUGGAUGGGCAGCAAGGGCGGAGCACAAAGAUUGUGGAAGGUGCACCGCACGCAGAGCCACGGCGUGUGCGACCGCCGUCUGUGUGUCUAAGGACGGUGUGUGCGGACAGCCAAGCCACACGCCCCAACGUGCCUUAUGCAGCAUACCACACGCCCCAACGUGCCUUAUGCAGCAUACCACACGCCCCAACGUGCCUUAUGCAGCAUACCACACGCCCCAACGUGCCUUAUGCAGCAUACCACACGCCCCAACGUGCCUUAUGCAGCAAAGCGAUUCGCUCCAUCUGA